AUGUCUUCUGGUUCAUUCCCCUUUAUAAUUCCGGAAAGUUUGCGACCAAAAAAGGCAUCAAAUUCAUCACCGAAAUCCGGUACACGGAAACCUUAUACUCCACCAAGACGUAAAGCAUAUAACGAUUUGGAUGAUCCACAUGAACCGUCUUCCUCAUCAUCAACAUGUCCAUCUUUACCAUUCAAGCGUUCAGUCGAUGUAAGGGUUGCAAGCGGUCGUCAUUCCGUGGCACGUGCUGCACGUGCUGUCCGAAAGAGAAUGUCAUCAACACAGAACGUCCCAAAUGUUUCAGAAGAUUUGUCCUCAACAAAUAUAAAAUCAUCACUUUUUGGAGGUGUACAGCUUGGGAAACGUUUAAAGGCAUCACUUCGUGGCACCUUACAUAGUGAUGCCGAUAAUAGAUUCAGCAGCAUGAUUCGUACGGUCGAACAAUCAAGACCCUGGACGCGUGAAUCGGCUGUUAAGGAAGAAAAUGUUCCAAAGGUGGAACGGCAUAUUGAAAAUUCAAAGAUAGAAUCGGCCGUUGAAAAAAUGCUGCUACCAAAGGGUGCAGUUGUACGGCAGCUAAAACGUAUGAUCGGACGAGUUUGUGAAACUGAUUAUGAUAAAUAUCAGUUAUUAGAUGAACGUGAUCGUUUGAUGCAUAAAGGGCGUUUGAAAAGUGCUUAUGUUGACAAUGCAACUGUUAUGCAGGGUUCUUGCCGUGAUAUGUGUCCAGAAAAAGAACGUUAUAUGAGAGUUGUGCAAAAACGCCUCAGUACAUAUGAAUGUCAUGAUGAUGGUAGUAUUGCGCCGGAAUUGGCCGUGAAGGAAUACAGUAGAAGUGCAGCUGAUCAAGAGGAGCCACUAUCUCAUGAGCUUAGACCCGCAGAUGUCCUUCAGCGAACAAUGAAUUAUCUUGUCGGAAAAAUUGCCAAUAAUGUUCCGGAAACAGAUGAAGAAUUGGCACAGUGGUAUGAUUUUAUGUGGAAUCGAACGCGAGCUAUCCGAAAGGACAUAACGCAGCAAAUGAUGGUUAACGAAACUGCUGUCACUCUGAUCGAACAGUGUGUCAGACUACAUAUCUUUGCAUCACAUCGUCUUUGUGAAUUGAAUUUUAAUGAAUUCGAUCAAAAAAUGAAUACAGAAAAUUUAUCUAAAAGCUUGCAAAGCUUACGUUAUUUGUAUGACGAUUUGGCGAAGAAAGGAAUCUUUUAUGCCAGUGAAGCAGAAUUUCGGGCUUAUGAAAUUAUGCUUAAUCUCUCGGAUUCCAAUGUAUUCCGACAAGCACUGACAUAUCGAAGAGAAAUUCUAGAAUCAAGUUCGGUCCGAUUAGCGAUUCGUCUAUUUACUUGUUUACAGAACCAAAAUUAUGUUCGCUUUUUCCGAUUGUUGAGGAACGACGCUACUUAUUUACAGUGCUGCCUUUGUCACCGAUUUUUCAAUCGUAUGCGUCAUCAGGCAAUGUAUGCUAUAUCACGCUCGGUUCACAUAAUGGGGAAGUAUCCGGUGGACAAAUUUGUCCAGCUGUUAGGAUUUGACGAUCGUGACGCAUCACUGCAAUUUUUGGGGUGCUACAAUGUUCGUCGCAAUAAUGAUAUGGAUACUGGUGAAGAGCUGAUGCAUAUGUCAAGGACUCGACUAAUUGACCCAAUUGAAGAACCUCCAACAAAGAUUCAUUUGUGGAUUGAGGCGAAACGUAGUGGAUAUUCAAUAGCAGAAGUGCUAAGCGGUUGUCAAAAUGUUGAAGUUGAAAUUAUUACUCCAUUAAAUUCGUUUGACAAAAAUGGUGUAUACGUAUCUGAUACUGUUCUCGACAAUUAUAUUAAAGAAAAUGAACA
This is a messenger RNA of Acanthocheilonema viteae, 1820 nucleotides long. The record is from the annotation of a GenBank genome assembly. NCBI's taxonomy places the organism in Eukaryota, Metazoa, Nematoda, Chromadorea, Rhabditida, Onchocercidae.